ACCCUUCUCUCUGCUUAUAAAGGCGUACAACAAUUAAUCCACGCACUUCAGCCGGCCACCAGCUAAAUCUCACAAACAAUUCAUAGAAAUUAACCAUGGUUGCCUCUGUCUUGGAGCUUCGCACAUUAGAAGAACUGCCUGACCUUGAGAAGAAUCAUGACCCAUCUGAAAGGGCUCGGUGGGUGCUCAGUGCUCCCGAUCCGCCACCUCUAUGGCAAGACCUCAUUUCUUCCAUGUGGAAAACUGCGUUGCCUCAUGAAAACAAGCUCUCGGCUCCCAAGAAUCAGCCCAAACAUAAACUCGUCGUCUCAGUCCUGCAAGAGGCAUUUCCUAUCCUUAGAUGGUGUCAAAACUACAACGUAACAAAAUUCAAGGCUGAUGUUAUUGCCGGUUUAACUCUUGCGAGCCUCUGUAUUCCCCAGAGUAUUGGAUAUGCAACUUUAGCAAAGCUCGAACCUCAAUAUGGCCUCUAUACAAGCGUUGUCCCGCCUCUUAUUUAUGCUGUAAUGGGAACUUCAAAGGAGAUCGUGAUUGGACCCGUAGCCGUGGAUUCGCUGCUUCUAUCCUCAAUGAUCCAGAAAUUGAUCAUGGAUUCUAGGGCUGAUUUAAGUGAUUACAAGAAGCUUGUUUUUACUGCAACUUUCUUUGCAGGCAUAUUUCAGGCUGCCUUUGGAAUCUUCAGGUUGGGAUUUCUUGUCGAUUUUUUCUCCCAUGCUGCUAGUAUUGGGUUCAUGGCAGGUUCGGCCAUAAUUAUUGGUCUUCAACAGCUGAAAGGACUACUUGGGAUCACCCACUUCACCCAUAAAACUGAUAUUAUAUCUGUCAUGAAAUCCGUUUGUAGGGGACUUGCUCAUCACCAGUGGCACGUCAAUAAUCUUAUCCUUGGGUGUUCAUGCCUGACAUUUAUCUUAAUUACAAGAUUUCUGGGUACAAGGAACAAGCGGCUCUUCUGGUUGCCAGUGGUUGCGCCUCUCCUAGCUUUUAUUUUCUCGACUCUUAUUACUUAUCUGACAAAAGCCAAUGAUCACGGUGUUGAUAUAGUUAGACAAGUCAAAAGUGGCGUGAAUCCAAGCUCGGUGCAUCUUUUACAAUUUGACGGCCCUUAUGUUGGUGAAGUCGCCAAGAUUGGGUUGAUUGUUGCUGUUGUUGGCCUCACGGAAGCAACAACAAUAGGAAGGUCUUUUGCAUCCCUAAAAGGAUACCACCUUGAUGCAAACAAAGAAAUGGUAUCUUUGGGCUUCAUGAACGUCAUAGGAUCUUUGACUUCUUGCUAUGUUGCAACAGGUUCGUUCUCACGGACAGCAGUAAAUUUCAAUGCUGGUGGUGAAACCCUAGUGUCAAAUAUGGUGAUGGCCAUUACCGUUCUCAUAUCAUUGCAAUUGUUCACAAGACUCUUGUUUUAUACUCCAAUGGCAGCCAUUGCAUCAAUAAUUCUUUCUGCUCUUCCACGACUCAUCAAACUCACUGAAGCUAAUAAUAUUUGGAAGGUUGAUAAGUUAGACUUCCUCGCUUGCAUUGGAGCCUUCUUUGGCGUAUUGUUCUUACGUGUGGAGAUUGGUCUUCUAAUAGCGGUGACAAUAUCGUUAGCAAAAAUCAUUCUUGUCUCCAUUCAACCAGGGGUGGAGACCCUUGGAAGGCUUCCAGGAACUCACACGUUUUGUGACGUUUUUCAAUAUCCUAUGGCUACUAAGAUUCCAGGAGUCCUACUAAUCCGUGUCAAAUCUGCCUGGCUUUGUUUCGCAAAUGCCAAUUUUGUUAGAGAAAGGAUUAUGAGAUGGGUGGCUGAAGAAGAGGAGGAUGCCGAAGGAAAGAUCGAAAGGACUAUCAAACAUGUAAUUCUUGACAUGUCGAGUUUAAUGAAUGUCGACACAUCGGGGAUUGCUUCUCUAGAGGACCUUCAUCAGAAUCUGGUCUCACAUGGAGCGGAGCUAGCCAUUGCCAACCCUAGAUGGCAAGUGAUUCACAAACUAAGAUUAGCCAACUUUGUCAGCAAAAUUGGAGAAAGGGUCUUCUUGACUGUUGGAGAAGCUGUGGAUGCGUCUUUUAGUACUGAAACAGCUGCUACCCUUUAACUGUCACUAGCUUUUAUUUGAGUUUGAGUUUUGUUUUGAUGAAUUAUUUCUUCAUCCAUAAAAGAAUGUGUAACUGUUUCUCGCUCUAAUUGAGGAGCUAGGAAAUUAAAAACCAAAAGUACAAAGGUGGAAUAUUAUUAUUAUUAUUAUUUUUUAUUUCAUUUAA
Alnus glutinosa is the source of this 2238-nucleotide messenger RNA. Its product is annotated as low affinity sulfate transporter 3-like. Gene Ontology annotation, molecular function: secondary active sulfate transmembrane transporter activity. Gene Ontology annotation, biological process: transmembrane transport. The record is from RefSeq and is a predicted model, not a curated record. The transcript has 12 exons. The coding region runs from base 96 to 2072 and encodes 658 amino acids. Gene Ontology annotation, cellular component: membrane. Lineage: Eukaryota; Viridiplantae; Streptophyta; Magnoliopsida; Fagales; Betulaceae.